Messenger RNA from Trichomonas vaginalis G3, 642 nucleotides. RefSeq lists its product as uncharacterized. Lineage: Eukaryota; Parabasalia; Trichomonadida; Trichomonadidae. The transcript has a single exon. The record is from RefSeq and is a predicted model, not a curated record. The coding region runs from base 1 to 642 and encodes 213 amino acids.
AUGCAUUUAACUCAAUUUCAAAUAAUUAUUGAUGAAUUACUUAAAAUUAUCGAAUCAUUAAAUGACGAUUAUAAAAGUCACAGUGCAAUACUUAACAUAAAUGCAGAUAUCCUAAGCAGACUCUCAGCAUCUUACCCUAAUUUUAUCGAAAGCUUCAAACCAGUUAUCAAAGCAUCUAUUAUUAAAAUAUCUAAAUCGAUGAUACAGCCAUCAAUUGAAAAAUGCAAGGAAGCUGUUGCUUUUUACUCAAGAAAAUCAAUAUUCCAACCAGAGUAUUGCAAUGAGCUUCUAAAUGAUAUCACUCUUAAUGCAACUAACAGCACAAUUGAUGUUUCUGCAGCUGGACAGACUUAUCUUGAGUUAACAAAUGAAUUAUUAAGAACCAAAAAGAAAUUAACUGAAUUACCAGAUGACACCAAGAACCUUUCACUAUUCCAACAAUUUACACAACAAGAAAUUGCAAUUCAUGAAAAAUUUAUUGAAUUUCAUUCCGAACAAAACAUGAUUAUCACUUCUAGAAUAUCGGAAAUUAAUGACGAACUUGAAAAAUACACAGAAUCGAAGGAAGUUACAAAGAAAACAUCAUCCAAACUGAAAAGUAUGUUCGAUGAUGACGAUAGCAGUGAUAGCAGUAGUGAUUAG